AUGUCAAGAGCGUUGCAAACAGGCGCAGAUGCGCGAGCAUUGAGAGACACCAAGUUCCCGGAGAUCUUCAAGCAGAAGGUCGACAUCACGAAAGUACAAUUGCCUGUGAUAAAGAAGUGGAUGGCGGACAAGAUCACGAAACUCCAAGGUUUUGAUGAUGACUUUCUCCCGAUCAUGAUUGAAGAGAUGCUGAUAGAGCACAGGGAUAUUAGAGAGAUACAGACCAGUAUUCGAGAUUCGCUGGGGCCUCCGACCGCCGCUUUCUGUUUGGAGCUAUGGAAGCUAUGCCUCAGCGCACAACAAGAUCCCAACGGAGUCCCGAAAGAGCUGCUGGAAGCAAAGAAGCUCGAAGUCAAGCAGCAAAAGGUACGCUGA
This is a messenger RNA of Dissoconium aciculare CBS 342.82, 375 nucleotides long. RefSeq names its product PWI domain-containing protein. Lineage: Eukaryota; Fungi; Ascomycota; Dothideomycetes; Mycosphaerellales; Dissoconiaceae. The transcript has 2 exons. Gene Ontology annotation, molecular function: RNA binding. Gene Ontology annotation, cellular component: spliceosomal complex. Bases 1 to 375 code for a protein of 124 amino acids. The record is from RefSeq and is a predicted model, not a curated record. Gene Ontology annotation, biological process: mRNA processing; regulation of mRNA splicing, via spliceosome.